UUAUUACCCUACGGGAGGAAAAGAACCAUCGCAGUUAUAAGGUUGUUACUGUGGGAUGUAUUUCAGAACGUAUUUUUACAAGUACUAGUCAGGAACUUUUUGGUCAAUAGUGCUGAUUGUUUGUUAGUGAGGCUAAGACAGGACUUUAUCAUUUUGAAAGAAAUCAUUGGAGUUUUGCUUAAUAUCAACAAAUAGCUUUUAGACAUUCAAGAUGCCUAUACCAGUGUGGGAAGAAGAGAUGACCCCAGAAAUCCGGAAAAUAGCGGAGAAAGAACUGGGGGAAACGCCUGAAAUUAAGGAAAAGGCACUUAAGGAACUGCGAAGGCUUAUAAACGAGGAAAGUGAUUUUCGACCCCAAACGAACGACACUUUUCUUCUCCGUUUCCUUCGUGCCAAAAAGUACGAUGUGAAAAGAGCCUUCAAAACCCUUCAAAACUACUAUAUCUUCAAGGCUCGCUAUUCCGGGAUCAUGACUGACUUUACUCCAAAAGAUGUGAAAAAUGUGAUAGAGAUGAACAACAUGUUGCUCAUGCCAUACAGACAUCCAUCAGGAGCGGCAGUGGGGUACGCAAGAUUAGCACACUUCGACAUCGAAAAGGUUACCAAAGAAGAAAUUUUCGCCACCGCGCUCAUAGGAUUGGAAUACCUCCUGCAGUUUGAAGCAAGUCAAGUGUGUGGCUACAUUAUAAUCUUAGAUUGGAACAAAAUAUCCAUGCGGAUUUUGAAACACUGGCUGUCUCCUACUUUCCUAUACCGUGGUAUCCGUCUUGUGCAAGAUUGUGUACCUUGCCGUGCCAAAGGCUUUCACGUCAUCAACGAACCUUUCUUUUUCAACGUUGCUAUCAACCUAGUCAAGAGUUUAUUAUCUGAAAAACUCAUGAAACGAAUCUUCUUCCACGGCAGCAAUUUGAAGAGUUUGCACAAGCACAUACCUCCAAGCAUUCUACCUGAAGAGCUGGGUGGUGAAAUAGGACCUCUCAGUUCUCACGUCCCAAAUAUGUACUCUAAUAUUUUAGAUCGAGAGAAUGCCUACGAAAAACUGAAUAAAUAUGGGUUCCAGGAAAAGAAGAUACAACAUUUGAAAAAGCAAAAUACCAGGAAUGUCUUCUUGUAGCAUUUUCGCCAUUUUUUUUCCCCGUGUGUUUUUGCCAUUCAAGCCAGAAGAACUUUCAAAAUCAUUCAUUCAAUAUUUCUUACUAAUUAUGGCAACUGAGAACUUUUAAUACUUUCUUUACCAGUUAUGAAAAGAUUGCUUGUACAUAGUCAGAAAAGCAAGAUGCUAUAAUGAGAGUAUGAAGUAAGAAAAAACGUAAUAAAAUUCAAAUAUAUCA
Molecule: messenger RNA, 1331 nt
Organism: Argiope bruennichi
Lineage: Eukaryota; Metazoa; Arthropoda; Arachnida; Araneae; Araneidae
Product: retinaldehyde-binding protein 1-like
Exons: 6
Coding region: 212-1114 (300 amino acids)
Cellular component (GO): membrane
Molecular function (GO): phosphatidylinositol bisphosphate binding
Source: RefSeq, a predicted model, not a curated record